Molecule: messenger RNA, 712 nt
Organism: Apaloderma vittatum (bar-tailed trogon)
Lineage: Eukaryota; Metazoa; Chordata; Aves; Trogoniformes; Trogonidae
Product: complement C4-B-like
Exons: 5
Biological process (GO): complement activation
Source: RefSeq, a predicted model, not a curated record
GCACUCUUAUGGGAAAGGAAUUCAAGGUGUUGCAUAUGUGCGAUUUGGUGUAAUUGAUGAAAAUGAGAAAAAAGUCUUUCUUCCAGGACUCGAACAACAGCUAUCAAUUCAAAAUGGAAAAGGAAGAGUUACUUUAAGUACAUCACUUUUGGAAGGGAAAUUAAGAAAGAGUAUUUCCACUCUGGAAGGGUUUCAUUUAUAUGUUGCUGUUACCACUGUAGAAACUGCAAGUGGGGAGAUGAGGGAAGAGGAACUCAGCAAUGUGAAGUUUGUGAAAUCUCCUUACGCCGUUGAUCUGUCUAACACCAAAAAGUACUUUGUGCCUGGAGCCCCUUUCUCUGUUGUGGCAUCUGUCACUUUGACUGAUGGCUCUCCUGCUGCCUCUGUACCUGUCACUGCUACCGUUACCUUUCCCGGAGAACUCCCAGUGAAGAAGACUGCACUUUCUAAUAAAGAGGGUGUAGCCUCUUUUACAUUCAACAUUCCUGGAGACAUUGAGAAGUUUCAAGUAACGGUAAAGGCUGAAGAAGGAAAAGAAAAAUUAGAAUCACCUGAAACCAUUGUCAGAGCUGACAGAUACCAGUCUGCUUCCCAGAAUUACCUCAGCAUCAGCAUCCCACAUACUAUUGUGGCACCUGGAGAUACCUUACAAAUCACCUUGAAUGAUAUUCAUCCAUCUGGCAGUGGAAAGAUUGACUAUUUCUAUUACAUG